This is a messenger RNA of Sceloporus undulatus (fence lizard), 1409 nucleotides long. It is a transcript of the gene PROZ, whose product is annotated as protein Z, vitamin K dependent plasma glycoprotein. Gene Ontology annotation, cellular component: extracellular region. Bases 82 to 1302 code for a protein of 406 amino acids. Gene Ontology annotation, biological process: proteolysis; blood coagulation. Lineage: Eukaryota; Metazoa; Chordata; Lepidosauria; Squamata; Phrynosomatidae. The transcript is spliced from 8 exons. The record is from RefSeq and is a predicted model, not a curated record. Gene Ontology annotation, molecular function: calcium ion binding; serine-type endopeptidase activity.
AACUUUGCUUAUUUUGUAACUUGGCCAAACAGCAACUGCUAAGCAGGCAAAAUUCAGCUAGCUGUUGUAAGGAAACAAAAAAUGGGAACUCACAGCUGGACAUGGUUUCUCUUGUUUGCUUUCUUUUUUCAUCAAGCAGACCAGACAGUGUUUCUAUCAGGCAAAGAUGCAAAUAAAGUUAUUGCUAGAUCAAAGCGUGGCCGUUCUAUGAUUCUUGAGGAGAUCUUCCAAGGUAAUUUGGAAAGAGAAUGCCUUGAAGAAAGAUGUACAUAUGAAGAAGCAAGAGAAGCAUUUGAAGAUACUGAAAAAACGAACCAGUUCUGGAAUGGCUAUUUUGGUGGCAUACAAUGUUCCUCAAGCCCCUGCCUGCAUAACAGUGUAUGCAAGGACAGUAUUCGCAGUUACACAUGUAAUUGUACAGACGGUUUUGAAGGACUCAACUGUGCUUUUGCUAAAAAUGAAUGUCGCCAUGAAAUGGAUGUGGGUUGUCAACACUUCUGCUAUCCAGAACUGAAGUCCUACCGUUGUUCUUGUGCAAAAGGCUAUGAACUUGGACAAGACAAGAAAUCAUGCAUUCCACUAAACAAGUGUGCAUGUGGUAGAUCUCAAGACUACAUAGCAACGCAACUGAGUGCAACCGAAAAGAACCACAGAGGAUUCCCCUGGCAGGUCUUGCUCUUAAAUGCAGAUGACCAGUGGUUCUGUGGAGGUGUUCUACUGAAAACCAAUUUUGUUCUGACUACAGCUGAAUGUGCACUACUUUCUCCUGUCAGUGUUGCGAUUGGACUGAACAACCUGCAAAGAGGGAGACAAGUAAUACAUGUGAAGCAGACCAAUAUACACAUCCGCUAUGACAACGAAACAGGUGAAAACAAUCUGGCAUUACUUGAACUUAGAAGACACAUUGACUGUGACAGCUACCACUUACCCAUAUGUGUUCCAGAGAGAGAUUUCGCAGAGAAUGUACUGAUUUCAAAACUGGCAGCUACUCUCAGUGGCUGGAAAGUGGCUGAAAACCAAUCAGCAGAUCCACUAAGUGAACUAUCUGUUUCAUACCUCAAUGAAAAUGAAUGCAAGCAGAACCUCAACAGAAGUCUAAUAACAAGAGAAUUCUGUGGAUACAGUCACGAGGGACCUAGUGAGCUACUGGCUGGGGGAAGUUUUAGUGCCAUUGACUAUAAAGGCACGUGGUUUCUGACUGGUGUUUUAGAACCUUGGGCCACAGAAGCAAGUAAUUGGGAAACACUUAUAUUUACCAAGACUACAAGAUACAUGAUGUGGUUUAAACGAAUCAUGGACUAAUCAAGUGCAUAGCAAAGAAACAAGUGGAAUGGCAAUAUGUAGAAUCCACAAGUCAGUAUUGUAAAUAUUAUGUAUGUUUAACUGUAAAAUAAAGCUCAUUAACCCCA